CCUCUCUCCUCUCUCCCUCUUUCUGGCCAGCCCCCCAGCCCCUGCUGAGCAGUCCAGAGCAUCAUGGCCAACAGGAGCCCCAGCAUCCGGAUUGGAGAUGAUGCACCAGGCUAUGACCUGGACUGCUUUAGCAUCCCGAAGAAUUACGUGCAAGAUCUGGAAAAGGUGUUCAUCCCUCAUGGGCUCAUCAUGGACAGGAUUGAGCAGCUGGCCCGAGACGUGCUCCAGGACAUGGGAGGCCAGCACAUCGUGGCCCUCUGUGUCCUCAAGGGGGCCUAUAAGUUCUUUUCCGACUUGCUGAAUGCCAUGGAGACCCUGAACAGGAACUCAGACCAGGCCAGUCCCAUAACGGUGGACUUCAUCCGAGUGAGCAGCUACUGCAAUGACCAGUCAACGGGCAGCGUGCGAGUGCUGGGGGGAGCCGACCUCUCCAGCCUCGCUGGGAAGAACGUCCUGAUUGUGGAAGACAUCGUGGACACGGGCAGAACCAUGCAGGCUCUGCUUCCCCUGGUGGAGCAGCAUGGCCCCAGGAUGGUGAGGGUGGCCAGCCUGCUGGUGAAAAGGACCCCUCGAAGUCUGGGCUACACCCCGGACUUCUCUGGCUUUGAAAUUCCAGACAGAUACGUGGUGGGAUACGCCUUUGACUACAACGAUUACUUCAGGGACUUAAGCCAUGUCUGUACCCUCAGAGAGACUGCCAGAGACAAGUACGCCCUGGCUGUGCAGAAGCUCUGAAGGCCCCUGAGGAGACCCGUCCCAGAGACAUCCCCAGCCCACUUGGUCCCGGGCUUCCGGCUCUGGGGAGCUCAUGCUUAAUAAAUAAAGCUUUUUGCAUGUACAGUACUCGCUCGUCUUGUGUGUUUUUACCUGUGAUUUUAUGUGAUUUGCACAACACAACCUCAAAGAGACAUCA
Molecule: messenger RNA, 913 nt
Organism: Monodelphis domestica (gray short-tailed opossum)
Lineage: Eukaryota; Metazoa; Chordata; Mammalia; Didelphimorphia; Didelphidae
Source: RefSeq, a predicted model, not a curated record